AUCCUCUCCCUGCGAGGGGCGAUGAGAAGCUGUUCCCACAAUUCCAUAGAAGCAGAGGCGAUGGUGGCCAGCGGUGGCACCGACAGCCAUGCCGUUGAUGCUGCUUCUGCGGCACCUGCAGGUGACCAGAAGAAGCUGGAUGCCGGAGCUCUUUUUGUUCUCCAGUCCAAAGGCUCAUGGCUACACUGCGCCUACCAUCUCACCACCUCCAUCGUCUCCCCGGCGCUGCUCAGCCUCCCCUUGGCGUUCGCGUCGCUCGGGUGGGCGUCGGCCGUGGCGUGCCUCGUCAUGGGCGCCGCCGUCACAUUCUACUCCUACAACCUCCUCUCCCUCGUUCUCGAGCACCACGAUCAGCUCGGCCGCCGCCAACUGCGAUUCAGGGACAUGGCCCACGACAUCCUCGGGCCAAAAUGGGGUCGUUACUAUGUUGCCCCAAUUCAGUUCACAAUAUGCUUUUCUACAGUUUUUGGUGUAGGCCUACUGGGAGGACAAAGCUUGAAGUCCAUAUACCUGAUUGCAAGGCCGGAAGGCACGAUGAAAUUUUAUGAGUUCGUGGCCAUCUUCGGGGUAUUCAUGAUGGUCCUGGCGCAGAUCCCCUCCUUCCACUCCCUCAGGCAUGUCAACCUCAUCUCUCUAAUGCUCUGCUUGGCGUACAGUGCAUGUGCCACUGCAGGUUCCAUUUAUGCAGGUAUUAUUCCUUUCCCUCUCUACGCUUAA
This is a messenger RNA of Musa acuminata AAA Group (dessert banana), 717 nucleotides long. Its product is annotated as GABA transporter 1-like. Bases 22 to 717 code for a protein of 231 amino acids. The transcript is spliced from 4 exons. Gene Ontology annotation, cellular component: membrane. NCBI's taxonomy places the organism in Eukaryota, Viridiplantae, Streptophyta, Magnoliopsida, Zingiberales, Musaceae. The record is from RefSeq and is a predicted model, not a curated record. Gene Ontology annotation, molecular function: amino acid transmembrane transporter activity. Gene Ontology annotation, biological process: amino acid transmembrane transport.